Molecule: messenger RNA, 1362 nt
Organism: Neoarthrinium moseri
Lineage: Eukaryota; Fungi; Ascomycota; Sordariomycetes; Amphisphaeriales; Apiosporaceae
Exons: 4
Coding region: 1-1362 (453 amino acids)
Biological process (GO): fungal-type cell wall biogenesis; carbohydrate catabolic process
Molecular function (GO): mannan endo-1,6-alpha-mannosidase activity
Source: RefSeq, a predicted model, not a curated record
AUGUUCGUCAAAUCAGUCCACGCAGCUGCGGUGGCAGCAACCAUCACCGCGCCUAAGGAUAUGAACAUCGCAGAUACCGCGUCCAUUCGCAGCGUAGCAAGCACUAUUGCUCACGGUACCAUGUCGUUGUACACCGGUAACAUCACGAACACAGAAGAAACAAUUGCAGUUUGGCCUGCUCCAAUUUACUGGUGGGAAUCUGGAGCAGCCUGGGGAGCUAUGCUUGACUACUCUCAUUACACGGGCGACUCGACCUACAAUGAUGUAAUUACGCAAGCCCUGCUCUCACAACUUGGACCCGACUUCGAUUUGAUGGUCCCCACACACUAUGGUAGCGAAGGGAACGACGAUCAAGCUUUCUGGACAUUCACUAUUCUGGAGGCUGCGGAGCGAAACUUCCCCCAGCCUGACGAUAACACUCCAGCAUGGCUCGAUAUAGCCAUCAACGCUUGGAACACGAUGGUUCCAAGAUGGAACACGACAAAGUGUGGAGGAGGACUCUACUGGCAAAUUUUUGAAGACAAUCCGAACGGCAUGACCUACAAGAACUCAGUCAGCAAUGGCGGUUUCUUCCAGAUCUCAGCCAGGCUUGCUCGUGCUACCGGAAACAACACCUAUCUUGAUUGGGCGCAAAAAGUUUGGGACUGGUCAGAAUCCGUCGGAUUUGUCAACGACACUACUGGCAGUGGCGCGUUGGAUGUGCUGGAUGGAGCGGGAGACGAAGAUAACUGCGAGAAAACCAACCCGGUUUCAUUCUCAUACUCGCAGGCGAUAUAUCUCUAUGGCGCUGCUGUCUUGUACAACUACACCAACGGCGAUCAGACCUGGGGUGACAGGGCGACCAGACUGUUGAAGGGUACUGAGUCAUAUUUCAGUCCGUUCGACAACGCGACAGACAUCAUGUGGGAGCAUGCCUGCGAAACGUACGAUAUCUGUAAGACGGACAUGCUGAGCUUCAAAGCAUACAUGUCCCGGUUCAUGUGGGCAACGACCAAGAUGAUGCCGUCAACGCUCUCCGAAAUCUCACCGAGACUAACGGUGAAUGCUGCGGCAGCCGGCAAAGCUUGUUCUGGAGGGGAAGGGGGUACGACCUGCGGUUUCAAGUGGUAUACCGGGGGCUUUGACGGAAACUCUGGCCUCGGUCAGCAACUGUGUGCGCUCGAGACGAUCCAGGGUUUACUCGUUCAGGAGGCGACGCCACCUUUCAAGGCUGGGGAGAUUCAGCGUGUCAAAGGCAAUUCGGAUCCGGUCAGCACAGCGAGUCCAACGCCUACCAAGCGAUCCAACGGCGCUGUCACGCUGGGCGCCCCCGCUUUCACAUUCGUCUGGCUGGGUUUAGCAUUUGUGUAUAGUAUGUAUUAG